UCAGGGUUGCAGCAGAACAUCCCCCUUCGUCUUAUCCCCUUCAUCGUUUCUCUGUUUUUUAAGAAAAUCUCACGCAUCAUCCAUUUUCAUCCUCACUCUUCCCACUUUUUUUCCGAACUGUAGUUGUUUUUUGCGGCCAGUUGCAUGCAUUUUUCGUCUCCCAAAAUGGUUUGCGAGACUAAAAUUGUUGCGGACGAACACGAUGCUAUACCUGGGACCAAAAAAGAGUCGAUCAUGUGGAGCUCUCCUCCGUCCAGCGCGGCUCUGAAUCCCGCCGAGGCCAAGGAUGUGAGGAAAGAUGCGGUUUUUAUCCGCGAGUUCGAGCUCGGGGAUCAAGAGGAGGUUCGCCGCAUCUUUUACGAGGGUAUUAUGGAGAGGAUACCCAACACGGCGUUUAGGGGGAUCAGGCAGCAGCCCAAGACCCAGUUUUUAUAUGCUUUUCUGACAGUAUUGUGCUUUUUCGUGACCAAAUCCGUCACGCUGACCUGCUGUGCACCCCUCAUUCUCAUGGGUGCGCGCUACUACUACAGCAGGAAAGUUAUCCAGAGUUAUCUGGACUGUGCUCUGCACACGGACAUGGCUGACAUUGAGGCUUAUUACAUGAAACCCACAGGCUCCUGUUUCUGGGUGGCAGUGCUCGACGGACGUGUGGUGGGCAUCGUGGCGGCGCAGGGCCGUGAGGAUGACAACACGGUCGAGCUGCGGCGCAUGUCGGUGGACUCUCGCUACCGCGGCAAAGGCAUCGCAAAGGCACUGGGUCGUCGUGUCCUGGAGUUCGCGGUGCGCAACAACUACGCUGCUGUUGUCCUCGGCACGACGGCUGUCAAGUUGGCCGCCCACAAGCUCUACGAGUCGCUGGGCUUCCGCCGAACGGGCCAGAGCGAGGACUACAGGCUCCCCGGGAUGAGCCGCUCGCCGCUGGAGAGGCUCUUCUUCCAGAUCCGCUACAGUCGCUACCGCCUGCAGCUCCGUGAGGAGUGAGAGGUGACAGGGAGAGGGAGAGAGAGAGAUGGAGAGGGGGAGAUGGAGAAAGAGAGGGACAGAGACAGAGAGAGAGAGAACAACGACCCUCCUUCACCUGAGAGCCCCGACCGCAUCCUCUCCUCUGACAGCUUUUAUUUAUUUUGUGUCAUUAGAGAUAACUUCAAGUACUA
This is a messenger RNA of Seriola dumerili (greater amberjack), 1154 nucleotides long. RefSeq names its product N-acetyltransferase 8 like (gene aspnat). Gene Ontology annotation, molecular function: L-aspartate N-acetyltransferase activity. The transcript is spliced from 3 exons. The record is from RefSeq and is a predicted model, not a curated record. Gene Ontology annotation, cellular component: mitochondrial membrane. Lineage: Eukaryota; Metazoa; Chordata; Actinopteri; Carangiformes; Carangidae. Bases 145 to 981 code for a protein of 278 amino acids.